AUGCCCGGAUCACUCCACCAGACGAUCCUUUGUCUAGUACUCAGCGCUGCAAUCGUGGCAGGUUCUGCUCCUGCAGGAGUAUGGGACUCGUUCAACUUCGCACCCGACUCGAAAACCGUCUCACCGGUCUCCAUUCGCGAAGCUGUCGGCGACGUGUCCUUCACGAACGCGUCGGACGGGUCGCCGAACUCUAUCAUCCUUUCUAGUAAUGGGGCAUAUGCUGCUCUGGACUUUGGGAAGGAGGUCGGCGGUCUGAUAACCUUGAGCUUUGCUAAUACCACGGAUUCGUCUGCGAUAUCCCUCUCGUUCACCGAGUCGCCUCUCUUCAUCCGGCCGGACUUCUCAGACGACUCUACUUAUCCCGCUACAAACCUAUCAUAUGAUGGUGUGCAACCUGUCUCGGCGCCUCUCCCGAACGGCACAUGGACGCAGGAUGCGCGCUGGCUUCGCGGCGGAUUUCGUUUCUUGACGCUUGUCUCUACCUCUGACAGUGCUGUGACCAUAUCCAACGUGACCUGUGCUAUCUCUUUCAUGCCCCAUGUCGACGAUCUACGCGAUUACGCCGGAUAUUUCUACUCUUCUGACCCUAUCUCUCACGACGCGGACUUCCUCACAAAGUUGUGGUACGCUGGCGCAUACACUGUGCAGACGAACACUGUACCACUCGAUACAGGCCGGCAGAUACCCGUCGUGAAGCCACCUGGCUGGGCCAACAAUGCAACGCUCGGUCUCGAGGGUCCUAUCAUUGUCGAUGGUGCCAAACGCGACAGGGCUGUAUGGCCCGGAGAUAUGGGCAUCGCUGUACCUACUCAAUUCGUAUCAACGAAUGAUCUGCUCCCUACCAAGAACGCCCUCAACACGAUGUUUGCCGCGCAAAACCCUACGACUGGUGCCUUACCUGAGUCUGGCCCGCCACUCAGCCAGCUAGGCAGCGACACGUAUCAUAUGUGGUCAAUGAUCGGCGUGAUGAACGCGUUUCUUUACGAUGGGGACAUAAACUUCUUGGAGAAUCUAUGGUCGAACUACACGUUUGCCAUGGCUUACAUGCAGUCCAAAGUCGAUUCCAGCGGGCUCGUUAACAUCACCGGUCUCCGAGACUGGGCACGGCAAGGUGGCGGUGGACACAAUGCAGAGGGAAAUGCAUUAUACUACAAAGUACUCGUCAACAGUGCCACACUCGCGACGUGGCUCAACAAAACCGAUCAGGCGGAGGCAUGGGCACAGAACGCCACGAUCUUCAAACAAACAUUCAAUGACGCGUUCUGGUUAGAAGACAUCGGGAUGUAUAGGGACAACACGAGCACCACGCUCGCGCCCCAGGAUGCGAACAGCAUGGCAAUCUUGUUCAACCUCACUGCAUCGGCCGAACAGGCCGACUCCGUGAGCGCCGGGCUCGAGAAGAACUGGAAUGAGUACGGAGCUGUAGCGCCCGAACUACCCGACACCAUCAGCCCCUUUAUCGGCGGUCUAGAAUUGCAAGCUCACUUUGAGUCAGGUAACGAUGCGCGCGCAAUGGAACUGCUCCGUCGCGAGUGGGGGUACAUGCUCUACACGAACCUGUCGGUUGAGUCCACGCUCCUCGAGGGAUACACCGGCAACGGGUCGCUCUACUACCGCUACUACCAAGGCUACAACGACGAUGCCGCGUACACCUCCCAUGCACAUGGAUGGUCCUCAGCGCCGACUUCUGCCUUAACCUUCUACGUGCUUGGCCUUUCAGUCACGACGCCACAGGGCGCGACAUGGUCUCUAGCUCCACACUUAUCUGGUCUUCCAUCCGCUGAGGGUGGGUUCACCACGCCACUCGGCUGGUUCGGCGCUAGCUGGAAGAAUGAUGAUUCAGUGCUCUCAUUGAAUACGACCACGCCCGCGGGGACUACUGGCACCCUUAUCUGGCCUGUCUCUGGAGAAGCGAUCGUGGACGGAGAGCUGCGGGGAAGUGUGGAGGAGCGCACAUCCAUCUCCCUCGACGGCGGAGAGCAUUCCAUUGUGAUUACAGUAGCAUAG
This is a messenger RNA of Peniophora sp. CBMAI 1063, 2007 nucleotides long. Lineage: Eukaryota; Fungi; Basidiomycota; Agaricomycetes; Russulales; Peniophoraceae. The record is from the annotation of a GenBank genome assembly.